Molecule: messenger RNA, 603 nt
Organism: Meloidogyne enterolobii
Lineage: Eukaryota; Metazoa; Nematoda; Chromadorea; Rhabditida; Meloidogynidae
Source: the annotation of a GenBank genome assembly
AUGAUUUUCGACCCGCGCAUGGCCGCUGCUGCUGCUUUAUUAAUGUCUUCUUCUCCGCCUAAUUCUAAUAAUAAUAAUAAUAAUUCUUUUUGUGAUCAAUUAAAUGUAAAUGGACUUUUUGCUUCUAAUACAACUGGUCAGAAAUUAAUUUUAUCGCCGCCGCUUUCAAUUAAAUCAGAAAAUGCAAAUAAUGCUAAUAGAAUAUCAACAAAACAUUUCCCAACUUGUUCUGAUCCAUAUUUACAACAACAACCAGCAUUAAAAACAUCGUUAUUAAAUGAAAAAAGUUCUUUUCGUAUAGAAACAAUUAUUUCAAACAAAGAAACGCAACAACAAAAUUCUGAAGAAAAAGCAGAAGAAGAGAAGGGGGAGGAGGAGGAAUUAGUGGAACGUAAAAACAAAAAUAAAAACAAUUUUUUAUUUUCUUCCUUCCAACAACAACAACAACAAUUUGUUUCAGUUCAAAAUUUACUUGCCCAAAUGACUGGGGGAAUACAACAACAACCUCCAGGAAUGAUGUUAAUGUUGGAUAAACAAUUUGUACCUUCUAAUGCUUUUAAUUUGGCAAAUGGGGAGGAUAAUGAAGGUAAGGGGGAAAUUUAA